AGGGGAUCUUUUAGCCUCGAUCCUAGGCCGCACUGAAGAUGAGGCCAGGAGCACAUUACUUUGACAAGUGCAUAAAGCUAUGGAAUUCUCUUUUCUGACUGCCUGUACAGCUGUAAUCACGGUCCUAAUCACACUGGUAAUAAUCAGAUACUUUUACCUCGUCUCCAUAUGUGGAAACAGCCGUACAGGAGUCAAACAAACCCGUCCCUCGAGCACCAUGAUUGUGCUCGGGUCUGGUGGCCACACUUCAGAGAUGAUGACACUUUUGAGUGGAAUGGACUUGAGUCACUACACUCCCAGGACCUAUGUGGUUGCCAAUAGCGAUACCAUGAGUGCCGAUAAGCUGAACAAGUUCGAGGAAGACAUUGGGAAAAGUGAAGAAGUUCGCGUUCACCUCAUACCUAGAGCACGAGAAGUGAAGCAGUUGUAUCUAACCAGUGUGUUCUCAACUCUCUACGCUACACUCGCCACACUACCCGUUGUCCUGGAGACCAGACCUGACCUGCUACUAUGUAACGGACCUGGUACUUGUAUUCCGAUAGCAUUUUGGACAUAUCUACUCAAGUUUCUGCUGCUCAAAGACGUCAAGAUGAUCUAUGUUGAGAGUAUAUGUCGAGUGGAGAAGCUCUCGUUGUCCGGACUGUUACUGUACUACCUGUAUAUGGCAGACCAUGUGAUUGUACAGUGGCCCACACUUCACAAACAAUAUCCCAGAACUCAGUACUUGGGGAGAAUUGUGUGACAAUAACAUUUAAUGUUGUCAUUUAAUAUUAAAUUUUGAUUCGACAAUA
This is a messenger RNA of Halichondria panicea, 791 nucleotides long. Its product is annotated as UDP-N-acetylglucosamine transferase subunit ALG14 homolog. The record is from RefSeq and is a predicted model, not a curated record. Gene Ontology annotation, molecular function: N-acetylglucosaminyldiphosphodolichol N-acetylglucosaminyltransferase activity. Gene Ontology annotation, cellular component: UDP-N-acetylglucosamine transferase complex. NCBI's taxonomy places the organism in Eukaryota, Metazoa, Porifera, Demospongiae, Suberitida, Halichondriidae. The transcript has a single exon. Gene Ontology annotation, biological process: dolichol-linked oligosaccharide biosynthetic process. The coding region runs from base 80 to 742 and encodes 220 amino acids.